UUCAUCUUUCUCUUUCUUCAUUUCAAAGAAACCGAUACAAUAUUUUCCCGCUUUUUCUCUCUCUUUCCAACUUGUCCUUGCCCUUCCAUUCUUGGAUUCUCUUCGGUUCUUCAAAGGAGGGUCUUUAUUAGAUUCUUCAGUUUAUGCCGUUAACCAAACAAAAGGUUCCUGAUUCCCUAUAAAACGAUUCUUAAUCUGCUUCGUUUAUAAUCAUUCUUAAACUCAUUAUGGACUUUUAAGUUAUAAAGCGAUCAUUGCAAAAUAAGACUUCUUCUUAGCAUGGAAACUCUGUAUCCAGCUUUAUACAUGUCAGAUUCUAGUUGGUUUCUUCAGGAAAGCCAGAGCUCGAGCUGGACUAAAGAAGAGAACAAGAGAUUUGAGAGUGCUCUUGCAAUUUACAGUGAGGGCACUCCGGAUAGAUGGUACAAAGUGGCAGCUCUAAUACCCGGAAAGACAGUGCUUGAUGUGAUGAAACAAUACAAAGAAUUGGAAAAAGAUGUGAAGGAUAUAGAAGCUGGAAAGGUUCCGAUUCCUAGUUAUUAUAGCUCAUCUUUCACAUUAGAGUUGGUUUCAGAACAUGAUUUUGAUGCUAAUAGGAAGAGACCAAUGGUGAAAAGUUCGGAUCAGGAGAGGAAGAAGGGUGUGCCUUGGACUGAAGAAGAGCACAGGCUGUUUUUGAAGGGACUUCUUCAGUAUGGUAAAGGAGACUGGAGAAAUAUCUCCCGGCAUUUUGUAAUCACUAAGACUCCUACUCAAGUGGCAAGCCACGCUCAGAAAUACUUUAUAAGGCAGCUUUCUGGGGGGAAAGACAAGAGGAGACCAAGCAUCCACGACAUCACUACUGGCAAUCUUGCUGAUACAAAUUUAUCAGACAAUCAAAAACCUUGUUCUUUCGGUCAAUCCAAUGUGCUUCCACAGCAACAGACGUCUUCUGGCUUGCAAGAAGUAGGACUUGAAUGGAAUGACUCAAACAAUGGAUCGAUGAUUUUCAGUCCGUCUCAUGGUAACCUGUUUGUGCCGUCUGCUUGUGACAUUGGUUCAAAUGGCCUUAAACUUCAGGGCCAAAAUUUGUAUGGCACUGCUUAUCAUGGAGUUCAUUUCCAACCCCGAAAGUCAGUGUUCUGAAGCCAAAUUAAGAGAAGUCAUUUAAUAUAUGGAUCGUUUUGUUUUGCUGUACUCCAGAAUUGAAAUUCCAUAUCUUUUUGUAUCAUGUAAAUUUCAGUUUUAGUGUUAUUGUCUUAGUUGUUUUGUUACCUAAACAAUGUGUUGAAUCUGUACAUUACCCUUGAAUUCCACAGAAAGGUGAAAUUUAAUCAUGUUGUCGAUAUAAACAUCAAUGAUUUAUUGAAGCAUGAAAUU
Messenger RNA from Pistacia vera, 1359 nucleotides. RefSeq names its product transcription factor DIVARICATA-like. The transcript has 3 exons. The coding region runs from base 280 to 1125 and encodes 281 amino acids. The record is from RefSeq and is a predicted model, not a curated record. Lineage: Eukaryota; Viridiplantae; Streptophyta; Magnoliopsida; Sapindales; Anacardiaceae. Gene Ontology annotation, molecular function: DNA binding.